Molecule: messenger RNA, 429 nt
Organism: Daucus carota subsp. sativus
Lineage: Eukaryota; Viridiplantae; Streptophyta; Magnoliopsida; Apiales; Apiaceae
Product: receptor-like protein 9DC3
Exons: 1
Coding region: 1-429 (142 amino acids)
Molecular function (GO): protein binding
Source: RefSeq, a predicted model, not a curated record
AUGUUGGAGUCACUAGACCUCUCAUCCAACCGACUUGAAGGAGAAAUUCCACAGCAAAUCACUAAUAUAUAUUCACUUUCACGUCUAAAUCUGUCUUGCAACCAACUUAGUGGUCAUAUUCCACAAGGUUAUCAAUUCAAUACAUUUGAAAAUGAUAGCUAUGUUGGCAACUUGGGGCUGUGUGGAAAUCCCUUGUCCAGAGAGUGUGAACAUGAUACUGUGAUGCAAAAAGAAGGUGAAGAAGAGGAUGAUUUCUUUUUUGGUGGUUUUACUUGGCAAGCUGUGGUGAUUGGAUAUGGCUGCCGAGUGGUGCCUGCAUUUAUCAUUGGAUACUUGAUGUUGCAAGCUGGAAAACCAAGAUGGUUUUCUGGAAUUAUUGCAAGGGAAUUGGGUCUCAAAAUCAGGAGGAUGGAGGUUAGAAUGCGAUAA